GGCAUUUAUCGUUGAAGAGGAUAAAGUGAAGUUGAACUGAUGGUUGGAUUAACAGGAUAUUUCGGGCUACACCAUCACAAGCUACAAGGAUCCAUCGAAAGCAUGAUUGAUCACUGAUUAUUGCCGGAAUAAUCUGUGUGUCUUGUCGGCUAAAUACAUUGACAAGUGUCAAAGCGUUGACGGCCUCAGAUAGGAUUUUGGGCAUCCUGACGGCUCAGGGCAUGCCCCCAAAGAAGCGUGCAGCAGUCAGGGCUGGACGCCAUGGCUCACACUGAUUAGUCAGGGUUGUUUUCUAGGUUCAAACUGUCGCCUCAGGGUAAAUUUAUAAAUUGCCUGAAAUGUGGCUCAAGCGCAGCCUCGACAGGGUAGAGGUCCCCCACGCCCCAGAGGGGGGCGUACGGGAGGGAAGGGUGGUGGGGGUGGUGGGGGUGGCGGGGGAGGUGGUGGUGGUGGGAGUGCUGGGAAUGGAGACGAGCGGGUGGGAGCAAACCCCAGAGCAGCAGCGGGAGCGGGAGCAGCAGCAGCAGCAGCAAGAGCCGCAGUGGUAGCAGCAGCAACAACAGUGGGGAGCCC
Molecule: messenger RNA, 573 nt
Organism: Closterium sp. NIES-67
Lineage: Eukaryota; Viridiplantae; Streptophyta; Zygnematophyceae; Desmidiales; Closteriaceae
Source: the annotation of a GenBank genome assembly